Micromonas commoda is the source of this 708-nucleotide messenger RNA. RefSeq lists its product with no specific name. The record is from RefSeq and is a predicted model, not a curated record. Gene Ontology annotation, biological process: endoplasmic reticulum unfolded protein response; retrograde protein transport, ER to cytosol. Gene Ontology annotation, cellular component: endoplasmic reticulum lumen. The coding region runs from base 1 to 708 and encodes 235 amino acids. The transcript has a single exon. NCBI's taxonomy places the organism in Eukaryota, Viridiplantae, Chlorophyta, Mamiellophyceae, Mamiellales, Mamiellaceae.
AUGAUGACCGCGCACGACGGCCGACGGUACUUCUGCGCGCUUCCGAAACCCCGCGGGACGGGCGCCUCCGACGACGAGACGGGCGGGACGGGCGGACGCGACGCGACGAACGCGUCCGCGACGGAUGGCGAUGCGGAGGCCACCGUCGAGGACGUGCUCAAGCCGCUGGAGGGGCGGUGCUUCUACAGGAUCGAGGGAUGGUGGACGUACGAGUUCUGCCACAUGAAGAAGAUCCGGCAGUACCACCAGGAGGACAAGAAGGUGACGAACGAGUACAACCUCGGAGUGUACCACCCGGGGCUGACGAAAGAGGCGGAGAAGGAUCGCGCAGCCGUGGAUCGAUCGCGCACAGCUGGCGGCGACGUCGUCGGAACGGCGUCCGGCGAGCCGUACCACGCGCACGUCUUCACCGAGGGCACGCCGUGCGACCUCACGACGCUGAAGCGAAGGACGGAGGUUCGAUUCACGUGCGCGCCGAACGGGGUGAACGUCAUAGCCAGCAUAGAGGAGCCGAGCACGUGUUCGUACGUGUUCGUCGUGCGAACGCCGGAGCUGUGCAAGCGAAGCGAAUUUCGCGCGAGGGUGAAGGAGACGUCGCACGUGCGGUGCAGGGCGGUGCCGGCGGAGGAAGAGACGGAGUCGGCGGGGGGGGGCGGGGUCGUGCGGGGCGAGAGCUUCGCGGUUCCGCCGAAGAAAACGGAGCUGUGA